AACCUGAGAACUGACACAGGAGAAAAUUUGUGUGUGUCCAGUGAAUGUAAAGAAAACAUGUACCAGAAGUUGGAACUCAUUAGAUAUCAGAUCCUUCAAAGCAUGGAGAAUCCAUAUGAAUGCAAUGAGCCUGGAAAAGCCUUUCACCAGCAAUUAUCUCUCAUUAGGCAUCAGAGAAUCCACACUGGGGAGAAACCUUAUGAAUGUAGUGAAUGUGGAAAAGCCUUUUCAUAUAAGUCAUAUCUAAUCAAACAUCAUCAGAGAAUCCACACCGGGGAAAAACCUUAUAGAUGUAGUGAGUGUGGAAAAGGCUUUUCUUGUAAGUCGCACCUCAUUAGACAUCAGAGUAUCCACACUAGGGAAAAACCUUAUGAAUGUAAUGAGUGUGGUAAAGCUUUUACCAGCCAGUCACACUUGGUUUUUCACCAGAAAAAGCACAGUGGUGAAAAGUCUCAUGAAUGUAGUGAGUGUGGAAAAGCUUUUGUUCGUAAGUCACAGCUCAUUAGUCAUCAGCGAAUCCACACUGGGGAAAAACCUUAUGAAUGUAAUGAGUGUGGUAAAGCUUUUGUUCAUAAGUCACAACUCAAGAGACAUCAGAGAAUCCACACUGGGGAAAAACCUUAUGAAUGUAGUGAGUGUGGAAAAACGUUUUCUGAGAAGUCAAACUUUAGAUCACAUCAGAGAAUCCACACAGGUGAAAAACCUUAUGAAUGCAGUGAGUGUGGAAAAGGCUUUCAUUGUAAGACACACCUCAAUAAACAUCAGAGAAUGCACACUGGGGAAAAACCCUAUAAAUGUAGUGAGUGUGGGAAAGGUUUUCCUUAUAAGUCAACCUAUACAUCACAUCAGAGAGUCCACACAGGGGAAAAACCUUAUGAAUGUAGUGAGUGUGGAAAAAGAUUUUCUAGUAAGUCAAACAUUAAAUCACAUCAGAGAAUCCACACUGGGGAAAAGCAUUAUGAAUGUAGUGAGUGUGGAAAAGGUUUUUUUCAUAGGUCACAGCUCAUUAGACAUCAGAUAAUCCACACAGGGGAAAUACCUUAUGAAUGUAGUGAGUGUGGGAAAGCAUUUUUUUAUAAAUUAAAGUUCAUUAGGCAUCAGAGAGUCCACACAGGGGAAAAACCUUAUGAAUGUAGUGAGUGUGGAAAAAGAUUUUCUGAUAAGUCACGCCUCAUUGCACAUCAGAGAAUCCACACAGGGGAAAAACCUUAUGAAUGUAGUGAAUGUGGAAAAAGAUUUUCUGAUAAGUCAACCAUUAGAAAACAUCAGAGAAUUCACACUGGGGAAAAACCUUAUGAAUGCAGUGAGUGUGGAAAAGCGUUUACCAACCCAUCAGGUUUAGUUCAACAUCAGAGGAUCCAUACUGGGGAAAAACCUUAUAAAUGUAGUGAGUGUGGAAAAGGUUUUUUUCGUAAGUCAUACCUCAUUGCACAUCAGAGAAAGCACACAGGUGAAAAACUUUAUGAAUGCAGUGAGUGUGGAAAAGGCUUUUCUUGUAAUCCAUACCCUGUUAGACAUCAGAGAAAGCACACAGGUGAAAAACCUUACAAAUGUAGUGACUGUGGAAAAGCUUUUACUCAACAUUUUGCAUGGAAGUCAAAUCUUAUCAGACAUCAGAGGGUUUACUCAGGGGAGAAACCUUAUGAAUGUAAGGUGUAUUUUAAAGCCUUUACUUACCAGACAGGUCAUUCCACAUCAGAGAAUCCACACAGGAUAAGAACCUCAUGAAUGUAAUAAGUGGAAAACCCUGUUGCAAGCAGUCGUGUUUUAUUAAACAGGAUUUGCAUGGGAAAAGCAUGAAUGUAUUACAUGUGUGUUAAAACUGAUGCACAAACAUUUUGAGCACAGUGGAAAGCAUACAUGUUUCAAUAAUUAGCAUAUUCACAGAAAUGAGCAAGCUUACUGCAUUGACUGAAAAAUCAUUUUUCUGAUGUCAAUUGUUAGCAGAGUCAUGUACCUCAGAACUACAAAAGCAUGUGAA
Molecule: messenger RNA, 1981 nt
Organism: Ochotona curzoniae (black-lipped pika)
Lineage: Eukaryota; Metazoa; Chordata; Mammalia; Lagomorpha; Ochotonidae
Product: zinc finger protein 420-like
Exons: 3
Coding region: 58-1728 (556 amino acids)
Biological process (GO): regulation of transcription by RNA polymerase II
Molecular function (GO): RNA polymerase II cis-regulatory region sequence-specific DNA binding; DNA-binding transcription factor activity
Source: RefSeq, a predicted model, not a curated record